AUGGACGAGCACGUUGAACGAAUACUGGCUGAACUAGAAUAUCAGGAAUGGUAUCAUGGAUUUCUCCCAUUUGAGGACAUCGUAGGAUUGCUUCACAAGAAUGGAGAUUUCCUAAUAAGAGCUUUAGAUCCAGUUGGAGAAAAGCCUCCCGUGGUGAGUUACUUGUGA
Molecule: messenger RNA, 168 nt
Organism: Ostertagia ostertagi
Lineage: Eukaryota; Metazoa; Nematoda; Chromadorea; Rhabditida; Trichostrongylidae
Source: the annotation of a GenBank genome assembly